AUGCCGCCUUCCGAUUAUGAUUCACAGGAUGGGAGUGGUUCACUCCCUGCAUCCCCCGUAGCCGCCUCCAUCUCGAGGGUUCAGAAAGCCCGUCAUACUCUUAACGAUGUAUCGCCAUCUCUCUUCCGCUCCGAGUUCAGCCUCCCUUACCGACGGUCUCAUCCCUCUGCUGCCUCGCUCUACGCAUCUACUCUAUCGCCACCCGCUUCUCGCUCCCAGUCGCCUGUCGGUCGCCCACCGUCGCGAAUAGCCGCUGGUUCUAUAUUUGGCGCAGCUCCGAACAACGGCCUCGCACUCGCUUCUGGCGGAGGGGACAGUCCGGGAGAUCCGCUAAAUCUUAUUCUUGGGGCAUUCGUACCGCAUGUCGCGAUAUAUACCUCCGAAGAUACCGAUGUCUUGUUAAAAGAGAAGGGCUUUAACCGCGGUCUGUGGGAACUACUUAGACCCUUCGGAGAGCGCGUCCAAGGAAAAGUUAUAAUACGGGAUAGCAACGGGUCGAGUAGGACAUACGAAGACUACUCAAUACACUUUGUCCAGUUUGGAGAAGGUAUUGUACAUCCAGAACCCGUGACAACCGGUUUAAGACCUGCGUCAGCCCCGAGAACAAAUGGAGCCUCGGAGAAGUCCAGCGGCCCCGGGAGGGGACAAGGGAUCACAAUUCCGGAUGUCGAAGCCGUCGUAGAUCGCCAUCUAAGGUAUGCUGAAGAGUCAUUAUUUAGCUUACCUCAGAGUCCUACCAAUAACGGCCUAGAUAUCGACAUAGCCUCACCGUAUUAUGCUUUAUAUUUACGUAGAUUGCUCUCGGGCCUGCCCCUGGCACCACACGAAACAUUCGCGCAUCCGGUUGCUUGUGUCAUCGCAAUAAGCUCCCGGAAUCCGACUCCGAUCGAAACUCUUAGACGGUUAUACACCGAGUCCAGCACGGGUGACAGACGUUUACCCAACUGGGUCGAUGCCGAGUUUUUACGUUACUACGUCCUUGUUCAUGAGGAAGAGAGAGAUGAUAUAACGAGGUCUAUGUCACUUUUUGACCAGAUGAAGCGCAGUCUCGGUCUCCACUGUCAUUUGCUUCGGAUAAGGGGCACGCAAAGUGCUGCUACCGACGAUGACAGCAUACCCCUUCCCCGGAGCGAGUGGAUGUCGGCUGCAGAAGAAUUAGCCGACCUCCGAAGGAGCGAAGACCAAGAAGACUUCGAAGAUCCGACGAGGUACAUAUUUGAGUCAGACGCAACUGCAAUUCGCACCUUUAUUCGCGAAAUGGUUACGCAAUCUAUAAUACCUACGAUGGAACGUCACGUGUCUGUAUGGAAUGACCAAGUAGCCUCGCGCCGAAGGGGACUUGCAGGCCGGUUUGUUGGCUUGACUAAACGAUGGGGUUUUGGAAACAAUCCUAGGUCAUCAGUCUUGGGGCAGAGCUCGGGGAGCAAUUAUGAUUCACUCGGAUUCUAUCGCCAAGACGCCGCCGAAGCUAUAAUGCGGAAGUUGGCCGACUACGCCUUUAUGCUACGAGACUGGAAGCUAGCCCAUUCUACAUACGAGCUUCUCCGUACUGAUUUCAAUAAUGAUAAAGCAUGGAAAUAUCACGCGGCAGCAAGCGAAAUGUCUGCUAUCAGCCUCCUCAUCAUGCCUCAAAAUCUAUCGGCCAGAUCAAGAGCGGAAACGAUAGACACCGCAUUUGAAGCAGCCUGUUAUUCGUAUAUCACGCGUUGCAAUGCACCAUACGGCGCGCUACGAUGUCUCGCUCUUGGUCUGGAGCUCUUACGCCUACGCGGUGGAUCGAAUGUUGAUAGUGCUGCGAAAUGGGGGAUUCGCCUAUUGGAGAGUAAGAUAUUGGGUCCCGUAGGAGACGCGCUAAUUAAGGAACGACUGGCGGUUUGUUAUGCAUCUAAGCAGGGCAUGGGGACACAUCUUUGGGGCGGUAGGCGGAGGAAAUCGGCGUUGUGGAGUGCGCUUGGCGCUGAGGCAUGGCUAGUUCAGUCGAAAUAUAUCCAGGCGCAACGGUGUCUCAACGAGGCUCGCAAGACAUACUCGGACCUCCCGAGCGGAAACGGCAUUGAUAAGUUCAACUAUGCCAGCGCGUUCCUGCUCGGCAUUGGAAAGCAGCUUAACGACAAUCUUGAAUCAGAUGACCAGGAUGACGACGCAGAUAGUGGUGACGAGAGCGAUGUCGUGGACGAGGAAAGCGAGGCCCUGGAUAUGAGGGGGAGGCGCGUUAGUACGCUGGGACUUCCCGGGGGCACGGCCGGGGCGGGCUUGGAGACGGCGCCUCUGAAAGCGCAGCUUGAUGCGUCCGAGGAACAGGAUACAGGCGAGGCUAAGGACGAUUUUGGUUAG
Daldinia childiae is the source of this 2334-nucleotide messenger RNA. RefSeq names its product Transport protein particle subunit trs85-2. Gene Ontology annotation, biological process: endoplasmic reticulum to Golgi vesicle-mediated transport; protein localization to phagophore assembly site. Lineage: Eukaryota; Fungi; Ascomycota; Sordariomycetes; Xylariales; Hypoxylaceae. Gene Ontology annotation, cellular component: phagophore assembly site; TRAPPIII protein complex; cytoplasmic vesicle. Bases 1 to 2334 code for a protein of 777 amino acids. The transcript has a single exon. The record is from RefSeq and is a predicted model, not a curated record.